Messenger RNA from Rattus norvegicus (Norway rat), 6212 nucleotides. Lineage: Eukaryota; Metazoa; Chordata; Mammalia; Rodentia; Muridae. The record is from RefSeq and is a predicted model, not a curated record.
UGGGCUACAUGGGACUCUUUUCAGAAACUAAAAAAGCAACUAAGUAUACACACACACACACACACACACACACACACACACACACACACCCCACUGGGUUUCAACUGGGAUUGUGUAGAACGGCUACACGAGGUAAUAAUGCUCCCUAGUAGUAAUGAUGCUUCUUUAGGCAAAAACCUAGAAACCUUGUCUUCUCCCACCCUUUCCUCUGCCCUUUACCCAUUGCCCAAAUCUAGAAAAAGGUGGGGUUUUAUUGUUGUCAAUCAAGGACAGAGUUACAGCUCUGGGGUUGAGGCUUUGGGAUCUUGGCAGGUGAAGCACCCUGCAGGCCCUCCUUUGGAAGCUGCUGUUAUGAUUCUAAUAAGCUUCCUGUGUGGCUACCUGAAGAGCAAUUCCACUACAGACACGGGGUAGGGGCAGCGGGAGCGGGGAAGACGGGAGGAUUUUCCCUGUUGAGCUCUGUCUCUAUGAGGAUCUGUAUUACUCAGUUUUUCUGUUGCGGAAAGUACCUGAGAACAACUUAGGUCCUAUCCUAAGGGCAUACGUGGCUGGGUUUUUGGCCGUGGCUUACCUGGCUCCAUCUCUUUGGGCCUGAGGUGAGACAGAAUAUCAUGGUGGUAGGGGUGUCUGGCAAAGAAGGCUGCUCAUCUUAAGGCAGCCAGGAAGCAGAAAGACAGUAAGGAAUCAGGGUGAAGGUAUAUCAUUCAUGGGAACCCCUCCCCCCAAAGGCCUACUCCUCCAACAAGGCCCCGCUUCCAACAUUCCACCCCAGAGUCCAUCAGUGGAUUAAUCCUUGAGCCACUGAAGCAGCAGUUCUCAACCUGCGGGUCAUGGCACCUUUGCAUAUCAGAUAUUUACGUUACGAUUCACAACAGUAGCAAAAUUACAGUUAUGAAGUAGCAUUUGUUUACAUAACAUGAACUGUACUGAAGGGCCGAAGCCUUAGGAAGGUGGAGAGCCCCUGCUGAAGGGAGGGCAUAUUGUCUCUAGAUGGUAGUAGCCGAGCUGAACUGAUUCUCCACACAGUUCAUCUGCCACUCACUUAAAAGUUUGGCUGCAUGGAUGUUACAGGUCUGGUCUUGGACGUUAAGUGUGAAGAAAGGACUUGGGAACAACAGAUGACACCUCACACACAGAGCCCUACAUCUACAGUCAGGUCCCCUCGGCUCCUAGCACCCCUCUAAGUUGUACUUGGAUCUGCAGUUUAACUUGCAGCUCCUCAUUCUCUUCUCCUUAUGGCUGCCCCUGGAGAUAGCGAAUGUUCUUGUAAACAUGUAUUGUUCACUGAAGAGACAGUGAAAAGGGCUCAUUACAACAGACUCUUGAGGGUACAGGGAUGCUUAAAACACAGUCCCCACUCUUGAAAAUUUACAAUUUGGCAGGGGCGACACCAAACAAUAUUUGGUGAGGUGUAGUGGGGACCAUGACCUGAUAUCUGCAGAUAGAAAGAGCUCUUGGGAGGAAACGAGAGAGACGGAAGUCCUGGAGACUUACUCCUGUGUAGGCAGCGCUCAAGGACGGCCAGCACAGUGAUCUGUAGGAGCCUCAGGAACAUUCUGGAACCACCUGUUUGUCUGGUGGGUCUCAGGCGAAUGCAGCACAAGACCUGAACAGGGCUUGCUGAAUUACUGUUUCACCCAUGCAAGAGGACCCACAGACCUUUGUUAGGCUCCAGCUGCUUCCUGACUCUUACAGGAUGGUGGUGGCCACAUGUGGGCCACUGUCCUGCCUGGAUAAGCAAACAUAGCUGUGUAUACAGAAUGUCAUCACAUGGUCAUGCUGUUGUGUGUGCCGCAGCAUAUGAAGAUAGGCUUGGGCUGGGGACAGGCGCUUGCAUGGGGAAUAGGAAGAUAGUAGUGAUUCAGCUGAAGUUCAGCCUUCACCCUGUCGUUCCCCUCAUAGACAUAGGGUUUGGAUGGCAUCCCCUGUCUCCCAUCCUGCCCACAGCUGUGCUUUCCCUUUAUAUAUUGGCGUCGCUUACCUAGAAAAUGCUGUUAAGGGUGUGGUCCUGUCCUUCCAUAGAUUACUCUAUUUGCUUUUGAAAACCUUGGUCUUCUGUAAGUGUCCCCAUUUCUCCUGUGGCCUGCUUAAGAGAUGAAACCCGUUUUCCCUGGCAGUUGACAGCUCCUGCAGCAGGAGCUGGAUGUGGAGGAAGUGUGUCUGUCAGAGGUCAGGUUGUGUAUGCCAUAGGAACUCAUAACUGGCCCUGGUGUGGUUAAACAUCAUUCCCAGUAGGUUUCUUUGCCACCUUUAAAGUUGUGGGUGUUAGAGGAAGCCACCUUGUGUUUCGUUUUAAAAAUCUUUUCUCAUCUAUAAAAUGGGAUCAUAACAAUGUUAUAGAUGCAGAUGGUUAACUGGAAGUUCCCAUGAGAUAGUACAGGGAAAUGGUGGUGUGAGAAGCAAGGAUAUGGAUAGGCAAGGGGUAUUAUUAAAUGGCAGUGGGAACCCGGAAUUUAGUGCUACCUCUCCCACUUUGCUUCUGUGCAUCCCCCACACUCGUUCGUUCGUUCAUUCAUUAUUUACUUAUCCAUUCAUUUGAGACAGAGCCUCGCUGCCUCACUGGCCUGCAUGGAAGUCAGUAUGGAGAUAAAGCUGGCCUCGAACUCCAGAGAUUUGCUCUGCUUUAAGUGCUGGAUUAAAUGCAUGCCACCAUGCCUGACUUCUUGGGGGUUACAAACAGUUCAUUAGGGGACAGCUUUGGUUUGACCACAAUAAUCCUCAGGAGGGGACUUCAUGGGGCUUUAACUCUGCGACUCCAUUCCUGGGUCCCCUGCUUCUUUCCCUUCUUGCUCCUCCGGAAAAGCGCAUUGGUCCCAGAGUCCCGGCCAGCUCCUAGAAGCUGGGGUAGGUCCUAGGGAUGAGGGAGAUGAAGGUCGUGCUCCUCCGGAAAGAAGGAUGGCCCGGGACGGGGGUGUCGGAACACUGGGGUGACUCCUCCUGCAAGGCAACGCUGGCCCCAGAAUCUGGACCCCUUUCUUCCCCGGACAGGCGCAGCGCUCGCUGCCUCCCCUUUCUCCACCAGGCAAGUUGUUAGCCGGUUAGACCUCCCAGCCUCACGGGGCUGCUGUGCGGAAGCGACUAAGCUGGCGACUGCGGCUCUGCAGCAGAGGGGCUGGUGAUUGCAUCCGGAAGUGCCCAUGACAGAGCUGGUGUCCUCCAGGGGAGGGUCCCCUAUAGGGGACAGGGAGGAGGGUCUGGGAGACGAUCAAGGCCUGGUUAUCCACCACCCAGCGGAGGAACAGUCCCACCGCUGCCCACUGUGCGGGCAGACCUUCUCCCAGCAGCCUAGCCUGGUGCGGCACCAGAAAGCGCACGUGGGGGCUGGCCGGGCAGCCGCCUUCGUGUGUCCCGAGUGCGGCAAGGCCUUCAGCGUCAAACACAACCUGGAAGUGCACCAGCGCACACACACCGGCGAGCGGCCCUUCCCCUGCCCCGACUGCGGCCGCUGCUUCAGCCUCAAGCAGAACCUGCUCACGCACCAGCGCAUUCACAGCGGCGAGAAGCCGCACCAGUGCGCGCAGUGCGGUCGCUGCUUCCGCGAGCCGCGCUUCCUGCUCAACCACCAGCGUACCCACGCGCGCAUGCCCACACCGCACCCACGCCGUCCCGGUGUCUUCGGGGAGCGGCGACCCUACUUCUGCCCUCGCUGCGGCAAGAGCUUCGCGCGUGAGGGCUCGCUCAAGACCCACCAGCGCAGCCAUGGCCACGGGCCUGAGAGUCAAGCGGCCCAUUUGAGCAGUGUGCUAUGAUCUGUGGGAGACCUACCACCACCAGCUGCCUCCAAUCCAGAAGCCGCAUCCAAGGGUGCUGAGUUGCAGUCCCCUGUCUGGAUGGGCUCCUGGGAGGAGGGUGGGGCCAUCUUAGGGUGUUGAUAGGCCUCCGGGCCACAGCCCCCUUUUCUUUCUGACCCUGGACCCCUUAGCUGGCUGCAUGUACCUUUGGGCACCUGCAUUAGUUUGCCUCCUGCGGCUGCCUAGAGCAGGUGAGAUCCAGGGCUGGCCAAAGUCCCCUGAGGUUUGAGGGUGGUGGGUGUGUAGUGUUGGCUGUCCAGGUGAGGACUGGGCGGUGGGGCCUGUGUUGGUUUCCAUGACUUGCUGCUUACCGGAUCUUCAUUCCCAGCGUGUCAGACUUGAAAGCGACUUGAAGAGGGACAUUUGUCACAGUUCCCAGGCCCAACCUUGGUCCCCAAAGCCUCAGCCUCCUGCACCCACUGUCUGGUGGCCUUGAGAAGCCAUUUCACUUCUUGUCUCAGUUUGCUUAUCUGUAAGUUGGAGAUGAAGACGAGAGACAUUUCCUCUUCCCUUGGGUACCACGAGACUUCACUGUUAUCAGAAGAAGCCAUUUGUCUGGAGAGUUGUACUAACUAGUUCUGGGUUGCGCUCUGCUCCACUCUUGGUGGGACCCCCCCAGGCCCAGGCCCUUAGAAGCCCCCACUCAUGCCUGUGACAGGGUGUCAAGGUGUCUGCACAGAGAUACAGGCCUGCUCUGGGUUGGAUGGUGACUGGCUUCCCCUGAGAGGUUUCAUGGCUUUGUAUUGAGUCCUAGAGGGACAGAAUUGCUGUAGGAAGAGUCAAGGUGUGGAAGGAUGGCUUCGGGAAAGCAAGGGCUAGGAUUUGUUCCACAAAUCAGAGGACAGGUACACCAGACAUGUGCCAUGAGUACAGGAAGCACCGACCUGUGAUUUAGAAUGAGAACAGAGGCCCUGGAAGGACAGACGGAUGAACAGAGCUUUGAGGUUCAUUCAGAUAAUGAGAAGGGAGGCCUUGGCCAAGAUGACCAAGAUCAUCUGGUAAGAAUGCUAGCUAGGGCUUGCUUUAAGAUCCAUGUUUACAAGUUGCACUCUGAGGCACUGGCCUUCUCUGCCAUUUGACAAACAAGGAAACCAAGAUUCGCCCAAACUUGUUCCAAAUUACAGCAGAUAAUUAGUGUUACUAGUGUUAGUAGGUUGUCUGGGCUUUGUUUUCCAUUUUGAACCUGAAAACCCUUUAUCUUUAUUGUUGAAUUAUUGAAAAUGUAGCUGGGAGAACCUGGGCAUGUGGCCAGUGGCCAGGUAUUAGGCCAUCAUGGGUAGGGCAUCACUGGAUUUGACAGAUGUGGGGACUUGAAGUUAGGAUGCUGGGGACUCUGAGCAGGCCUCUGUUCCCUGAGCCCGUGUGUUCAGCCAGGCCUGUGCUUGGUGUUGAAGACAGUUCAUUGCCCUUGCUCUCUGACCCACCUCAGUGCCAUGUGGCUCCUCUGGAACCACUGGCCUCUGCCUGAGAUCCCUGGUGGCUAUUGUAAUGUGGACUAGUAUUUAGUGGCAGAAAAUAUUUAACAAGGUUCUGGGAGAUCAGAAGCUAGUCAGUCAGUCAGGUACUCAGACCCAAGGCAUGUCGUGUGUAAACAGGCUAAUCUUGGCAGUGCUUUGUUGGGGAGUAGUAGUAAGAGGGUUCUCUUAAGGUCCCAUGUAGACUAAGAGUGGGUCACAUGAAUGUGUCCAUGUAGUUCAGAUGGGCUGGUAGGCAAGGCCGUGUCACUAUAAUGUACUGACCAUGGUCUCUGCUUCUGUGAACAGAUACGAAACGGACAGGAUUUUGUGGCCCAGGACCUGCAGGGUGCAUCUAGGCAUGGAAACUAAAAUGGAGUCUCAAAAGUCCUGGGUUCCUGGUGUGAGGACAUGUCUCUUCAGAAGACCUACCUCUGGAGGUGCCCUGUGUUGAGUAGAUGAAUUAGCAGCUGAUUCCAUGCCUUGGUGGGAAAACUCCCCAAAUCUGACUUGAGUCACAACUGGGCAAGCCUCGUUUGAGUUUCUGAUUCUAGACCUCAACUCAGGUGUUGGGGCAGAGACAGCACCUGUGUGGAGAGGCGGUUUCUCUCUCCCAGCCUGGCCCAGCACAUAGUGGAAGGGCGGGGCAAGGAGUGACUGUGCUAUUGCAGCAAGUUGAUGUCGGACUGGGCUCAAGCGGCAAAAUUUCCCUCAAGAUGUGAACAGCACCUGAGGGCUUCCGUGCCCGUUCUGAGCCAGAAAGGGUAGCAGUUCAGGGGCUUGAUGAAGGCUAAUGAAGGCUGUGGACCUUCUCCUAGAACUCAUGGAGCAUUCACAGUGCCAAGCAGUUUCAGGAGCCCCUGGACUCCAGCCUAAAGACUUCAGCCCUGGGGAUUCCAUCUCCCAUCCUUCCCUUACUCCACACAAGUGUUGCUCUCCUCUUGGGAAUAAAGAAUUCUGAGGCUGA